Molecule: messenger RNA, 2135 nt
Organism: Cariama cristata (Red-legged seriema)
Lineage: Eukaryota; Metazoa; Chordata; Aves; Cariamiformes; Cariamidae
Gene: CERK
Product: ceramide kinase
Exons: 14
Coding region: 1-1629 (542 amino acids)
Molecular function (GO): kinase activity
Source: RefSeq, a predicted model, not a curated record
AUGCUAUCAGGGCAGUGGAGUUGCUUGAUGCUUGUACAGUGCCAAGUGGUACUGGAGGCCACAAUCCGCAUAGCUGGUAUUCAAAGAACAGAAACUUCUCAGACUUUUACCAACCCUGAAGAUUUACGGAGGGAAGAAAACUGUUUUGUACCAACCUCUGAGAUCAUUGCUGUAGAAGAAACUGAACUUAACAAGAAACAGCGUAAUAUUGGCAAAUGGCAAAAAAUGGCAAAGCCAUAUGCUUUCACAGUGUAUUAUGUGAAGAAAGCCCGAAAUCACCGCUGGCGGUGCAGUGAUGUGACGUUUUGGUGUGUUGAUGAGCAGUUGUGUAAUCAGUGGAUACAGGCACUGAAAGAAUUACUUGAAAUGCAGACGUCUAGACCAAAGCAGUUGCUUGUGUAUAUUAAUCCAUAUGGAGGAAAACGACAAGGGAAGAGGAUUUAUGAACAGAAAGUUGCUCCGCUCUUCAGUCUGGCUUCUAUCUCCACUGAUGUUAUUAUAACUGAACAUGCUAACCAUGCUAAGGACAAUUUAUUUGAAGUUAAUAUUAAUAAAUAUGAUGGUGUUGUUUGUGUUGGUGGGGACGGCAUGUUCAGUGAAGUGAUGCAUGGUCUCAUUGGAAGAAUGCAGAAGGACUCUGGCAUAGACCAAAAUAAUCCCAAAGCACCGUUAGUCCAGUGCAAUAUAAGGAUUGGCAUCUGCCCAGCUGGAUCAACAGAUUGCAUAUGCUAUUCAACUGUUGGCAUUUCUGACCCGGUAACAUCAGCUCUUCAUAUUAUUGUAGGUGACUGUCAACCUCUGGAUGUCUCUUCUGUACAUCAUAACAACACGUUUUUGAAGUAUUCCGUAUCAUUACUGGGUUACGGUUUUUAUGGAGAUAUAUUAAAAGAUAGUGAAAAGAAGCGGUGGAUGGGUCCGAUGAGAUAUGACUACUCAGGCUUCAAGACUUUUCUUUCUCAUCAUUACUAUGAAGGAACAAUUUCUUUUCAACCUGCAAAACACACAGUGGGAUCUCCACGAGAUAAAGAUAGCUGCAGAACAGGAUGUUACAUUUGCAAGAAAAGUGAGCAACAGCUGUCAGAACAGCACAAGGAAUGUGGAUUAAAACGUGAAGAGGAUGAAGAAGAAUGGAAGGUUAUUAAAGGGAAAUUUCUAGCCAUCAAUGCAGUAAAUAUGAGCUGUGCCUGUCCACGAAGUCCAAAAGGUCUCUCACCAGCAGCUCAUUUGGCAGAUGGUUCAGCUGACCUCAUUCUAGUUCGUAAAUGCUCCAGAUUUGAUUUUCUACGAUAUCUUGUCAGACAUACAAACCAAGAUGAUCAGUUUGACUUCUCAUUUGUAGAUGUUUAUCGGGUGAAGAGUUUUCAAUUUACAUCAAAGCUUUCAGAAGACAAUGAAAGCAAUGUCACCGAUAUAGGAAAGAAACGUUUUGGCCAGUUCUGCAGAGAUCAUCCAGUCUGUUGCUGUAAUAUUGCUAAUAGCACCUGGAAUUGUGAUGGAGAAACUCUGGACAGUUCAGCAAUUGAAGUAAGGGUUCACUGCCAGUUAAUGAAACUAUUUGCAAGGGGAAUCGAGGAAAACUGUAAAGAUGAAGCUGCCUACAGUCAGAGUAGCAUUGAACAAUUACUAUAGAUGUUGUUCCUCCAAUGGGGAGAAGAAAAAAUAAAAGCUCAAGGAAAUUGAGUAAAUAUGCAUUUUAGUCAAAUUGACAAGUAUUUUAAAAUUUUAGAUUUUUUUUUUUAUGGCUUCAGUAUAAUUUUAGACAUCUUAUUGCAUUGUGUCAUUUUUUUAAGAAAAACAUUGUAAUCAUUAAAAUAUAUCUUGAAGCAAUGUAAUCUAAGUUAUGUUAGAAAAGAGGAUUGGUGUGUAUAUGUAUGUAUUCAUGAUGACUGAUAAAUUCUCUGUGCUUUUCUAGAGAGCGAAUUUAGCAGUUGUGUUGCAAUAAUAUCUAAAUGUUAUAAAACGUUGGACUUUCCAUUGUCAUCAAACCAAGAUAUCAAGACAAGAUAUUUUCAAUAUCUGAGAAGAUGUUUUCUGCUGGGAGUGUAACGUAGUUGCAUGUGGCUUAAAUGCUGGACAACAAUGUUCUCAUUCACUUUUUUGUGAAAUCUUUAAUUUUGUAAUUCUGACUAUACCUU